AUGGCAGGAUGCAUCAUCUCCCCGCAAGCCUUCACCAAAUCAAUGGAGGUGAUCAUCCAAGCUUCCAAAUGGGUUGUAGGAGGGGAACGACUACAAGCUGGACAACAGCUACAUCCUAUUCGUGCCUACAUGUAUGACAUGACCACCCUGACCUCAACCAUCCCAUGUACCAAGCAUCUUUUGGAGACACUACAUCACAACAUAACAUGGGCACAGAUGAAGUUGAAAUCCAGCAAAUCCAGGAGCAUAUCCAUCGCCAGAGGAAAACUUGUGGACCAGAGAUUUUAUAUUAUUAAAGCACCCAUUCCAAUGGUGUCAGAGCAGCCGAUCAAAAGCUUGGGUCGAUGGUACGAUGCAAGCCUCAAAGACUCAGACAAGAGCGAUCAACUGUGGGAGGAAACCAUCAAAGGCCUUGUCACCAUAGACAAGACCUCACUCCCAGUCCAGAAGCUAGAGAGGACAGUCAGCUCCUACAUCAAAAUGGCUGCUCCCAAACAGGCAACUGGGAGGAAGUGGACCCCAUCUGAGGCUGUGCAGCAGGCUAAAUCUGCUCUCAGGCAUCGGAACAUAGUGGGGCAGGUUCAGCAGGGAACCAUCGAACAAGUGCAGUCCCCUGAGGUCAGGGCCUCUGACUCUCCAACCCCUGUGGAAGACUCCAAAAGUGACCCACUGAUGUUGGGGAGUGAGUCCCCACCUGUGCUGGAGCAACAACCAUACACUCCUGCAGAGGAACUGUCCCUUUCUAACAAUGAGGGUCGACCCUCGCUGGAGGUCUGCCCUCAGUUUGAGUUUCACUCACAUUUUGGAGCAACAUUGAAUUGCAGCAGCCCUACUCCCGAAGCCCUGUUUGAUGCCCUCGACAAGGAACUGUUCUCUAAAAAACUUUGGCGUCCUGUACAAAACUUUUCAACCCCAACUAAUGUCAACAUAUCUUUCACCCUGGUGGGCAUUUUAGGAGUGGAUGAAAAACACCAGUCCCUUACCGUUUACUUAUGGCAAGUCCUUAAGUGGAAUAUAGAGGGGCUGAGUUGGGAUGAGGAAGAAUGUGGAACUUGGAGAGUCUCUGUCCCUCGAGACAAACUGUGGGUCCCAGACGUCCACAUCUCAGAGUUUAUGAGUCAAGGCCAGUCUCCCAAGACUCCCUACGUGUACUUAGACAACAAGGGUCAUAUAUACGACGAUAGGCCGCUCAGGGUGGUCAGCACUUGUCAAUUAGGAAUCUACACGUUCCCCUUCGACUUCCAAAACUGCUCUUUGACCUUCGGAUCCUACCUGCACUUUGGUUCGGACAUAAGGAUGGUUCAAGACUAUGAUGCCGAGGGCAUUCUGGAUGAGUCCAGAGAAGUGAUGCAAACCAGCGGGGAAUGGGAGCUUUUAGAGCUCAAAGCAGCUCCAUCUGUCCUUGAGUUAGAUGUGGGCAGCUACUAUGAGAUUAAAUAUUUUCUUGUUCUAAGGCGCAUACCAGUCCUCUAUGUGUUGAAUCUCCUGAUUCCCAGCUGCUUCCUGAUCACAGUGGACCUCUUCAGCUUCCUGUUGCCCCCUGAGAGUGUGGACCGCUCUGCCUUCAAAAUGACCCUCAUCCUGGGCUACACUGUCUUCCUCCUGCUAAUGAAUGACCUGCUGCCCGUCACUGGAGAGACCGCACCCCUAAUCAAUAUUUUCUUCUCCAUCAGUUUCGCUCUGAUGAUGGCCAGCCUGUUGGAGACAGUGUUUAUCACUCAUGUCCAGUUCAGUUCCAGUCGCUACAAUGCAGUGCCUCACUGGCUCAGCGUCCUCGCGCUGCAGUAUCUGGCUCGAGUCGUUUGUAUCCCUCCCAAACAACCCAGCAACCGAGUCACAGUCACCAUCAACCCCAAGGCUACAGUACAACCAGAGAUGAGCAUCAGUAUCUCACCUACUGCUGGUGAAAAGGCACAGUCUCCGAUCCACAUCUCAGCAGCAGUUUCUCCAGAGAAACCUCCUCCGAACCCGUUGGAGCCGGCACUAGAUGAGCUGAGGAAGCUGAGCAGGGAUCUCCUGGCCAUACGCCUCCAGAUGGAUAAACACUUGCAGGGGAGCGAGAGCUCAGAGGAAUGGAAAAUGAUUGGAAUGGUCUUUGACCGUCUUCUAUUUGGUGUCUACAUAGCCUUCAUCACUAUGAGCUUCAUCACUAUUAUGUGUAUCUGGAUCCAGAGUGCCUCAAGGUCUUCCUCUGUUUCUCUUGCCUUGUAG
Myripristis murdjan (pinecone soldierfish) is the source of this 2211-nucleotide messenger RNA. RefSeq names its product 5-hydroxytryptamine receptor 3C-like. Gene Ontology annotation, cellular component: membrane. The transcript has 13 exons. Bases 1 to 2211 code for a protein of 736 amino acids. Gene Ontology annotation, molecular function: transmembrane signaling receptor activity; extracellular ligand-gated monoatomic ion channel activity. Lineage: Eukaryota; Metazoa; Chordata; Actinopteri; Holocentriformes; Holocentridae. Gene Ontology annotation, biological process: monoatomic ion transmembrane transport. The record is from RefSeq and is a predicted model, not a curated record.